AUGGCCGCAGAUGACAAACGGUCUCCAACACUGGACUCUACCAGUGAUCUACCUCAUUCUCCUAGUAGUCCGUCUCAUCUCACUCACUUCAAACCCCUGACUCCUGACCAGGAUGAGCCUCCUUUUAAAUCAGCCUACAGCUCUUUUGUAAAUCUCUUCCGUUUCAGCAAAGAGAGAGCAGAGGCAGGACAGAGUGAUCCACAAGCGUUGAGUGGUGGCUGGUCCAGUCCUCAGCAUCCCACCAGGGCUCAGUCUCUGAGGUCACCGAUUCCUUACAAAAAACAACUGACUGGUGAGCUGCAAAGAAGAUCUUCUACAACCCUGGACAAUCGAAGAAAAGUAGAACCACCUCUUGGAGGUCAUGAUCCUCGAACAGCAGUUCAGUUAAGAAGCCUGAGCACCGUUUUAAAGCGCCUCAAAGAAAUCAUGGAGGGGAAGAGCCAGGACAGUGACUUGAAGCAGUACUGGAUGCCUGACAGCCAGUGCAAAGAAUGCUAUGACUGCAGUGAGAAAUUCACCACCUUCCGGCGGCGGCACCACUGUCGACUUUGUGGGCAGAUCUUCUGUAGUCGAUGCUGCAAUCAGGAAAUCCCUGGAAAAUUCAUGGGCUACACAGGGGAUCUCCGAGCCUGCACUUACUGCCGCAAAAUAGCCUUAAGCUAUGCACACUCCACAGACAGUAACUCCAUUGGAGAAGACUUAAAUGCUCUGUCAGAUUCUGCAUGUUCUGUAUCAGUGCUGGAUCCUGGCGAGCCACGCACACCCGUUGGGAGCCGUAAAGCUAGCCGCAACAUCUUUCUGGAAGAGGAUCUAACCUGGCAAAGUUUGAUUCACCCAGACUCUUCAACUAGCACAUUGUCUGCACGCCUUGGCUCUGUCCAGGAGGAUGCAGGGAAGUCACCAGCUAGGAACAGAUCAGCCAGCGUCACUAACCUAUCACUGGAUCGGUCAGGUUCACCAAUGGUGCCUGCCUAUGAGACAUCCGUCAGCCCCCAGGCCAGUCGCACACAUAUGAAGGCAGAGACCAGCGAGGAUGAGCGCAAAAUCCUUCUGGACUCAGUCCAGCUGAAAGAUCUCUGGAAGAAAAUCUGCCAUCACAACAGUGGGAUGGAGUUUCAAGACCAUCGCUACUGGCUGCGGACACAUCCCAACUGCAUUGUGGGAAAAGAGCUGGUCAACUGGCUCAUCAGAAAUGGACACAUAACCACAAGGGUCCAAGCCAUUGCAAUAGGACAAGCGUUGGUUGAUGGACGCUGGCUAGAAUGUGUCAGUCAUCAUGAUCAGCUCUUCAGAGAUGAGUAUGCUCUCUACAGACCGUUACAGAGCACAGAGUUCUCAGAAACCCCAUCUCCAGACAGUGACUCUGUGAAUUCGGUAGAGGGGCACUCUGAGCCAUCCUGGUUCAAAGACAUCAAGUUUGAUGACAGUGACACAGAGCAGAUUGCUGAUGAAGGAGAAGAUAACUUAGCCAACUCCGCCAGCCCUAGCAAGCGCACUUCAGUCAGCAGCUUCCAGUCCACAAUGGACAGUGAUUCAGCCGCCUCCAUCAGCCUGAACGUGGAGCUGGACAACGUGAACUUCCAUAUCAAGAAGCACUCCAAGUACCCACAUGUACCCCCUCACCCUGCCGACCAAAAAGAGUACUUGAAUCCUGAAAACGGAGGGCAGCAGAUGUUCUCUAUAAGUGAUGCUUUUAUUAAAGAGUCAUUAUUCAACAGGAGGGUGGAGGAGAAGUCCAAAGAACUGUUUUUCACACCCCUAGGCUGGCACCACAGCAAUCUGGAUCUGCUGAGAGAAGAGAAUGGGGAGAAACAAGCCAUGGAAAGGCUGCUGUCUGCUAAUCACAACCACAUGAUGGCACUGCUUCAGCAGCUUCUGUACAAUGAGUCCCUGUCACUGUCCUGGAGGGAUAUCAUUGUACCUGUGGUCUGCCAGGUAGUUCAAACUGUACGGCCUGAUGUCAAGAACAGAGAUGAUGACAUGGAUAUCCGCCAGUUUGUCCACAUCAAAAAAAUACCUGGUGGAAAGAAAUUUGAGUCCAUGGUGGUGAACGGAUUUGUUUGCACUAAGAAUGUUGCACACAAAAAGAUGAACUCUUGCUUAAAAAAUCCCAAAAUUCUUCUGCUGAAGUGCUCAAUUGAGUACCUCUAUCGAGAAGAAACAAAGUUUACCUGCAUAGACCCUAUAGUACUUCAGGAAAGGGAGUUCUUGAAGAACUACGUACAGCGAAUAGUUGAUGUCAGGCCUAAUUUGGUUCUUGUUGAGAAGACUGUGUCCCGAAUUGCCCAGGACAUGCUCUUAGAGCAUGGUAUCACUCUGGUCAUCAAUGUCAAGCCGCAAGUGUUAGACCGAGUAAGUCGAAUGACGCAGGGAGACUUAGUGAUGUCAAUGGAUCAACUGUUGACCAAACCACGUUUGGGAACCUGUCAUAAAUUUUAUAUGCAAGUUUUUCAGUUGCCCAAUGAUCAGACAAAAACCCUGAUGUUCUUUGAAGGGUGUCCCCAGCACCUGGGUUGCACUAUCAAGUUGUGUGGUGCUGCAGAGUAUGAACUGGCCCGUGUGAAAGAGAUCUUGAUCUUCAUGGUCUGUGUGGCUUAUCAUUCCCAGCUGGAAAUCUCUUUCCUUAUGGAUGAGUUUGCCAUGCCCCCUACUCUGACCAAAAAUGCCUCCUUUCACUCCCUUAUUGAGGAACCAGGGGAUGAAAAUGAACAACAGAACCUCUUCAAUGGUGAGGAUUUCAGCACAGCAGUUAGAGACAUUGAACUAUCCUCUGAAAAGCUGCCUGUAAUCUCUGAGUCAGUGUCCUCUGAUGAGGUCAGCUUGCUUGAACAAAGAGGUUUAUUUGAGAGAGAUGACCAAGAGAACAGUCAACUGGAAACAGUGUCCUCAAAACAGCAAGAACAUCACAAAGUGGAGUCACCAUUUCCAGUAUUCAACUCUGUACCUCCUGCAAUACCUGAAACAUCCCUGUUGCCCCUUCAUGGCAUGGACCAGCACUUGGUCACUCUGGAUAGCCAGACACUAGAACCUCUUCAACAGGCAGAUGAUCUGGAGUCCAAGAGUCAGAUGAGAGUCUUCAGAGACCCUCUUCAGGAUGAUACUGGUUUAUAUGUCAUGGAAGAGGUAACUUCUUCUGAGGAUCGUCUCAAGACUUACUCUGCAGCAUUUAAGCAGGAGUUAAAAGAUGUCAUUCUAUGUAUUUCUCCUGUAAUGGUGUUCCGUGAACCCUUUCUUUUGACUGAAAAAGGCAUGAGGUGCCCUGCCCGGGAAUACUUCCCUGAGCAAGUUUAUUGGUCUCCUCUCCUCAAUAAGGAAUACAAGGAGUUGGAGAGCAGAAGGAAGAGACAAUUACUGCGGGAUCUCUCUGGACUACAAGGGAUGAAUGGGAGCAUCCAAACCAAGGCUAUUCAAAUCUUACCUUCUCACGAAUUGGUUAAUACUAGAAUAGCAGAACAUCUAGGUGAUAGCCAGAGCUUAGCCAGAAUGCUGGCUGACUAUCGGGCCAGAGGAGGGAGGAUACUACAUAAAAGCACAGAUCCUUUUGCCCAAAGUAAGGAUGUGUCUAACAUCCCUACUGGAAAAACUGGGUGCAGAAUUGAAGAAGAUGAGAAGGGACUGGCUCAGAGUGAAUCAUCAUGGUCUCAUAAGGUGGAUUGCCUGAGUCCAGUAAACCAUCAGAGGCUCUGUGUUCUCUUCAGUAGCUCUUCUGCUCAGUCCAGUAAUGCUCCAAGUGCCUGUGUUAGCCCCUGGAUUGUGACCAUGGAGUUCUAUGGGAAAAAUGACCUGACUCUAGGGAUUUUUCUGGAGCGCUACUGUUUCAGGCCUUCCUACCAAUGCCCCAGCAUGUUCUGUGAAACACCAAUGGUGCACCACAUUCGUCGCUUUGUUCAUGGGCAAGGCUGUGUGCAAAUUGUGUUAAAGGAGCUGGACUCACCAGUCCCUGGGUACCAGCACACCAUUCUUACUUACUCCUGGUGUAGACUGUGCAAACAGGUGACACCGGUUGUUCCCCUUUCCAAUGAUUCUUGGUCUAUGUCUUUUGCAAAAUACCUUGAGCUGAGAUUCUAUGGGCACCAGUACACUCGAAGGGCCAAUGCAGAGCCUUGUGGUCAUUCCAUUCACCAUGACUAUCACCAGUAUUUUUCCUAUAAUCAGAUGGUGGCAUCUUUCAGCUACUCUCCAAUCCGGCUACUUGAAGUGUGUGUCCCACUCCCCAAGAUCUACAUCAAACGGCAGGCUCCAUCAAAGGUUACUAUUUUGCAGGAUCUCAAGGAUUUCUCUCAAAAGGUGUCACAAGUGUAUCUUGCUGUUGAUGAUCGCCUUGCCUCUCUGAAAACAGAUACUUUCAGCAAAACGAGAGAAGAGAAGAUGGAAGAUCUCUUUGCCCAAAAGGAGAUGGAAGAGGGGGAAUUUCGAAACUGGACUGAGAAAAUCCAAGCAAGACUGCUUUCAUCAUCAUUAGACACACCUCAACAGCUGCAAUCUGUUUUUGAGUCAUUGAUAGCCAAAAAGCAAGGACUUUGUGAGAUGCUGCAAGCCUGGAAUAAUAGAUUACAGGAUCUCUUCCAGCAAGAGAAAGGGAGAAAACGUCCAUCAGUACCACCCAGCCCUGGGAGACUGAGGCAAGGUGAAGAAAGCAAGGUCAGUAGUGUGGAUGCUUCCCCACGCAAUGCUUCUCCAGCACUGCAAAAUGGAGAAAAAGAGGAUCGUUUCCUGGCUACUUUAUCAAGUCAAAGCUCUGCAGGCUCCACCCAUCUUCAGCUGCCCACCCCUCCAGAGGUUGUAUCGGAGCAUGUGACUGGUGCCAACACUCUGUCUGAACAGGAUACAACAAGCAGCUCAGAAGAUGUGUUUGAUGGACACUCACUGGGAUCUACAGACAGCCAAGUGAAGGAGAAAUCUACUAUGAAAGCUAUUUUGGCUAACUUUUUGCCUGGAAACAACUAUAACCCCAUUCCAUUUCCCUUUGACCCGGAUAAGCACUACCUAAUGUAUGAGCAUGAACGUGUACCUAUUGCAGUCUGCGAGAAAGAACCAAGCUCCAUCAUAGCUUUUGCUCUCAGUUGCAAGGAGUACAGAAAUGCCCUGGACGAGUUGUCCAAAGCAUCUCUGAAGAACAGUUCCGAAGAAGGACUACAGCUAAACAGCAUGUCAGACAGCAAACCAAAGAACAGUAGCCCUGUCCGCCUGCCUGAGGCUAACAUGGGUCCUUCAAAUCGCAAUGCAGAACCAGAACAGCCAAAGAAACCAUCUGGUGUUUUGUCUUUCUUCCGUGGCACGGGAGGGAAGAGCCCAGACCUGUCUUCCCAGAAGAAAGAGACCUUACGUGGUGCUGACAGUGCCUACUACCAAGUUGGACAGAUGGGCAAAGAGGGAGGAGAAAACCAAGGAGCAGAGCCUCAGGAUGAUGUAGAUGGAGGAGAUGGACAGAAGAAACAGCUGGUGAAUCCCCAUGUGGAGCUCCAGUUUUCAGAUGCGAAUGCCAAGUUCUACUGCCGGAUUUAUUAUGCUGGCGAGUUUCACAAGAUGCGUGAAGUGAUACUGGGGAGCAGUGAAGAGGACUUCAUCCGAUCCCUCUCUCACUCUAUGCCCUGGCAGGCCCGAGGUGGCAAAUCUGGGGCUGCAUUCUAUGUGACUGAGGAUGAUAGAUUCAUCUUGAAGCAGAUGCCUCGUCUGGAAGUGCAGUCGUUCCUUGACUUUGCUCCACACUACUUCACUUACAUCAUUAAUGCAGUUCAGCAGAAGAAGCCCACAGCACUCGCCAAAAUCCUUGGGGUAUAUCGAAUUGGAUACAAGAACUCUCAAAAUAACACUGAAAAGAAGCUGGAUCUGCUUGUCAUGGAAAACCUUUUCUAUGGCAGGAAAAUGGCUCAGGUUUUUGACCUGAAGGGCUCCCUCCGGAAUAGAAAUGUUAAAACAGACACAGGCAAGGAAAGCUGUGAUGUAGUCCUACUGGAUGAGAACCUUCUGAAGAUGGUCCGGGACAAUCCUUUGUACAUCCGUUCCCAUUGCAAGGCUGUGCUGAGAGCUUCCAUACACAGUGAUUCCCAGUUCCUCUCCAGCCACCUCAUCAUCGACUAUUCCCUGCUGGUGGGUCGUGAUGAUACGAACAAUGAGCUGGUUGUUGGGAUCAUUGACUACAUCCGCACUUUUACCUGGGACAAAAAGCUUGAAAUGGUGGUGAAGUCAACUGGCAUCUUGGGAGGACAAGGUAAGAUGCCAACUGUGGUCUCUCCAGAACUGUACCGCACCAGGUUUUGUGAAGCUAUGGACAAGUACUUCCUGAUGGUGCCAGACCAUUGGACAGGACUGGGCCUGAAUUGCUAAGCUAAAGCCCAUAUUGGGAAAGCACAAGAGAACAAUGACAUUAUAGGCCACUCUCUUCCUGCAGCCUGUCCAGAAGUAAGCAAGAGGAUUGCAGUUCCAUGUCUACACUGACCAUGUGCAUCACAUUGUGAAGUGUGAAAUCUGCUUGUUGCACUUUAAUCCUCUCUUGGAGGCUGAUAAGCGAGCCUGCCUUGCUAAGGAUCUAAGCUGUAAGGUACCAGUGAACAGCACUGAUAAGAGACAUUCCCUCUGUCAGUAGAGAAGGUGAUGCUGUCUCCAUGUAAGAGCACUGAAGCAGAUUCUAUCCAGUUCAUGAUGGUGUAAAAGUACAUGAUCUUUGUAAAUUUUGCACUGUCUAAGUGGUGUUGAAUAUGAGCAGCUCAUGUUUCUGUAGUGGAUGUGUGGUACUGCAAAUGCGAAAUAACUCCCCCCUCCCCUCCUGUGUAUGAGUGUGUGUAUGGGUGAGAGAAGAAUUAAGUUAAUUCUCGAGUUGUGCUGUUGUUGCAGUGGUCUGUAGUUGACCUGUUUUGGAUCCAUGAAUAACUUGUCCUCCUUU
Cariama cristata (Red-legged seriema) is the source of this 6883-nucleotide messenger RNA. It is a transcript of the gene PIKFYVE, whose product is annotated as phosphoinositide kinase, FYVE finger containing. Gene Ontology annotation, molecular function: metal ion binding; 1-phosphatidylinositol-3-phosphate 5-kinase activity; ATP binding. The transcript has 41 exons. Bases 1 to 6327 code for a protein of 2108 amino acids. The record is from RefSeq and is a predicted model, not a curated record. Lineage: Eukaryota; Metazoa; Chordata; Aves; Cariamiformes; Cariamidae. Gene Ontology annotation, biological process: phosphatidylinositol metabolic process; intracellular signal transduction.